AGCAGCUGCGACCAUCUCUGCCGGCCGUCCUCGGGUAAGCGCCUCUGCCGACCCUCGUGAAUUCACUUCUUUCCUCAUUCCGGGACCUUCCCUACUGUCGCCCCCGUAACGUUGGAUCAUGUUCAAGAAAUUUGAUGAAAAAGAAAAUGUGUCCAACUGCAUCCAGUUGAAAACGUCAGUUAUUAAAGGUAUUAAGAACCAGUUGACAGAGCAGUUUCCAGGCAUUGAACCAUGGCUUAAUCAAAUCAUGCCUAAGAAAGAUCCGGUCAAAAUAGUGCGAUGCCACGAACAUAUAGAAAUCCUUACAGUAAACGGAGAGUUACUAUUUUUUAGACAAAGAGAAGGACCUUUUUACCCAACUCUAAGGCUACUACACAAAUACCCUUUUAUCCUGCCACGUCAGCAAGUUGAUAAAGGAGCCAUCAAAUUUGUACUCAGUGGAGCAAAUAUUAUGUGUCCCGGCUUAACCUCUCCCGGAGCUAAGCUUUACCCUGCUGCAGUGGAUACGGUUGUUGCAAUCAUGGCAGAAGGAAAACAGCAUGCUCUGUGUGUUGGAGUUAUGAAGAUGUCUGCAGAAGAUAUUGAGAAAGUCAACAAAGGGAUUGGCAUUGAAAAUAUCCAUUAUUUAAACGAUGGGCUGUGGCAUAUGAAGACAUAUAAAUGAGUCUCAGAAGGAAAACGCUUGGGCUAAAUAUGGACAUUGUGCUGUGUGUUUUGUGUCUGUGUAUGACAGCAUGAAGACAGUACCUCUAUGGUUAUGCUGAAUAAAUUCAACAGAUGCUACAAAAAAAGUAAAGAUUUGGA
Pteronotus mesoamericanus is the source of this 804-nucleotide messenger RNA. RefSeq names its product malignant T-cell-amplified sequence 1-like. Lineage: Eukaryota; Metazoa; Chordata; Mammalia; Chiroptera; Mormoopidae. The transcript has a single exon. Gene Ontology annotation, biological process: formation of translation preinitiation complex. Bases 119 to 664 code for a protein of 181 amino acids. The record is from RefSeq and is a predicted model, not a curated record. Gene Ontology annotation, molecular function: RNA binding.